Messenger RNA from Colletotrichum destructivum, 363 nucleotides. RefSeq names its product Putative major facilitator, sugar transporter, MFS transporter superfamily. The record is from RefSeq and is a predicted model, not a curated record. Gene Ontology annotation, biological process: carbohydrate transport; transmembrane transport. Gene Ontology annotation, cellular component: membrane. Gene Ontology annotation, molecular function: carbohydrate:proton symporter activity. Bases 1 to 363 code for a protein of 120 amino acids. The transcript is spliced from 2 exons. Lineage: Eukaryota; Fungi; Ascomycota; Sordariomycetes; Glomerellales; Glomerellaceae.
AUGGCCGGUGCCGCUGCUGCUCUGCUGGGGGAAGCCAUCAUGAUUGUUCUUUUCCAGGGGACCACCAACCGGGCUGGUAACGCAGCAGCCGUGGCUUUCUUGUUCUUGCAUCUCUUUUUUUACGGCAGUUUUCUCGAUGCGUCGACAUACGUUUACACGUCAGAGAUUUGGCCUACACAUAUAAGGUCCAAAGGCGCGGCUGCCUCAACCUCUGGAAUGUUCAUCUCAUCGCUGAUUCUACUUACCGUAUCGCCUACAGCAUUUGAAGCAAUUGAAUGGAAAUUCUACAUAGUUCUAAUGAGCUUGACAAUUGUAGGAGGUGUCGCUUUUGCAGUAUUCUUCCCAGAGGUAUUGUCCUCUUGA